Messenger RNA from Gymnodraco acuticeps, 3938 nucleotides. RefSeq names its product IgLON family member 5 (gene iglon5). Gene Ontology annotation, cellular component: neuron projection. The coding region runs from base 546 to 1547 and encodes 333 amino acids. The transcript has 8 exons. NCBI's taxonomy places the organism in Eukaryota, Metazoa, Chordata, Actinopteri, Perciformes, Bathydraconidae. The record is from RefSeq and is a predicted model, not a curated record.
UUCACUGCUGCUCCCUGCGACGCGCUGAGUGCGGAGCGACGAGACGCGCUGCAUACCAACAGAGACACACGGGAGCAGGCUAAUUAAGCUCAAGUGGAGACUUGCGACUGGUCAGGACGCACAGACCCCAUCCUGUUCUCUGACAAAAACAUAUUCCUGUCAAUUCAUUGGACACUUUACACGUCACCUUUUCUUCCCAUGCAUUUUCUCAAACAUUUUUCUCCAAGGCACUGAGAGCCAAACUAAGUGUGUGGGAUAUUUGUUUUUCUCCCCUGCUUUGGUCAUUUCUGGUUGUCAGAGUCUACACAGGAGAAGACAAACAGCUCUCUUCGCCUCUAUCUCUGACGCGGGUCAUCAGAAGGAAAAAGUCAAGGGGAUAAGACCGGUGUUUUCGUCCAGUCACAUGUAGAAGCGUUGGACUAUUGCAAUAGACAUUCAUUACUGGGUCGUUUUUUUACACCGAUUUCCCCGCAACGGCAACAUAAAGGAGGAAUACCAAGGCAUUUGGCUGCAAAAACAAGCAAAAAAUCAAUCAGAAUUCCAUCAUGGGCUGCCCCCUCUUGCGGAACGCGUUUGCUGGCUUGAUCCUGGUGCUGCUGUCGAAAGCGUCCAGUGUGCACGGAGCAGAAUUCGGACACCUGCCGGACAACAUUACAGUGUUGGAAGGAGAAAGCGUCACUUUGAGAUGUCGGAUCGACGAGGAGGUGACCCACAAGGCCUGGCUGAACCGCUCCAACAUCCUGUUCACGGGGACAGACAAGUGGUCACUGGACAAGCGUGUGACGCUGGCCAACAGCAACAACAGUGACUUCUCCAUCCACAUCGACAACGUGCAAAUAUCCGACGAGGGGCCUUACACAUGCACCUUCCAGGCCAAUAACAAGCCCCGCAUCGCCCAUGUCUACCUCAUCGUCCAAGUGCCCGCCAGAAUCGUCAACAUCUCGAAAAACGUGUCUGUGAACGAGGGAGAGAAUGUAAACCUCUUCUGUCUGGCGGUGGGUCGGCCUGAGCCCACCGUCACCUGGAAAGACCAGAAAUAUGGGCUGGUGAGUGACGGGGAGUUCCUGGACAUCACAGAGAUCAAGAGGGAGCAGGCCGAGGACUACGAAUGCAUCACCAACAAUGGAGUGUCUCCACCCGAUCAGCGCAAGGUCAAGGUCACGGUCAACUACCCUCCCAUGAUCACAGACAUGAAAAACAUGCCAGUCCAUUUGGGUAAAACGACCAUCUUGCGCUGCGAAGCCAUGGCAGUCCCACCAGCCGCCUUCGAGUGGUACAGAGACGACCACAGGCCGCUAGAGAGUGACAACACCUUGAGGAUCAAAAACGAGAAGACGCGCUCGCUGUUGCUGUUCACCAAUGUGACAGAGAAACACUUUGGCAACUACACCUGCUUUGCUUCGAACCGUCUUGGGGCCUCCAACGCCAGCAUGCUGCUUUUUCGACCGGGGGCCAUUAAGGGGCGAGGAGUCGGUCUACAUGCAGGGAUGAGUGUCGGCGUGUCUGUUUGGCUUUCCCUCUCUGCUGUUCUUCUGCUGAAGGUGUAAAGAUGGAGCUCCACCUGGAAGUGCCCCUAAAUGUCCCUUAAAGCCCCCUUCCCCCUCUUCCUCCCUCUCUCCCCCUCUACGGAUGGAAGAAAGAAAUGAAAUUCUUUAAUUACGAACCCAUCACUGUGAACAAAAAGAAUAUGCAUUAUUCCAGGAGCCAUUGAAUCAUUGCAUCAAACGCAACCCCAUUAAGCUCCCCCCCCCCCACCCCCCACACCCUCAAUUCAAUUUUGAGGUCAAACCACUGUAAUCAUAUCUUCCUCUCUUUCUCACACACAGUCUGUCUCUCUCUUUUUGUCUCCCAGAAUGCCUUGCAGAUUUGUCUGACUUGGUACCCCCUCCUUACCGAGCUAUCCCUUCAUUAUUACCAGUGGGCUGAUGUUGAUAAGAGAGUGUAUAUUAACGAUUAUUGUGUCUGUGAUCAAUGAGAAAAUAGAUAAUCUAACAACUGGACGAUCAUUGAUGUAAUAUACUACAUAGACUAAUGACUGACCUACAAUGUUUGCCUUAUGGGAACAGUACAUAACAUCUCAAUACUAUGGUGGAUAUUUAUGGAAAUUGUAGUUAUAAUGUAGUACUGACGGUCAUGUGACCUUUUGAAAAAUUGUCCAGUUGGUGGCUAUGUGAAGUGUCACCCUGUGAUCACACACAUCUACACGCACACACACACACGUAUGGCUUUUUACUUUUAACCGUGUAGCAGUGAAUCUGCUAUGAAUGAUGUCAAAUGUAUUUAAAAAAAAAGGGUGGGCGGUGAAGGUGUCAGUCUUAACUUCCCCUUUAUGUAAUUCGGGGGGUUUAUACCAAGGUUUCGCAUGUAGACCCCCUUACUACCCAAACCUUUUUAGACCCGUUACCCCCCGCCCCUCUGUUCAAUGUGCUCUGUCUAGUCCCCCAUGCAUCGCUAUAGUGUUUCCUGCUCUGUGUCACCCCCUUCCUCCCCCAGUCUCCCUCCCCAGUGUAAAUAUAUGCAGUACAGAGGCCGCGCCGGCGACCUCAAGUUGCCUGGUGCCGAACGACAUCUCCCAUCAGCCUCGACUACGCUCCAGUUUUCUGAAGCAGCAAGAGACUGUCAAGUGACAACUAUAUCUUCUGUUUCAAAGCUGCGACUCCAUCCUCUUUGUCGCUUGUUGAUAGCAUGUACCGGUUAGAGAUGUUCCUGUUGUGACUCCAUUCACUCCCUCCCUCCCUGCACUGUGUCUGUUUACUCUGCAAAGUUACCUGCUUUUACUUUUUUGGUGUUAAUAAUAGUACAGAUGAUGAUGAUGUUAAUAAGUAUUUGAAUAACUAUGAAUAGUAAUUCCAUGUGAGAAAAAAAAAGAACAAAAUCUGAUGGUAAUGAGCCGUGCGUGGGAAACAUAAUUUUUGUACUUUGAGAAAUCACACACAUUGAACGACUACAAGAAAAAACAAACAAAAAAAAGACAUGUAAAGUUUUUGAAGUGAUGUGCUCUAUUUUGCCAUGACAAGCUUUUUAAAAACGCAUUUGAAACAGUCUGAAGGAUUAUUUCAUCAAGUCCAGAAGCAGUGAAUGAUGAUGUAAUUUAUAAUUUGUAACAGUUUAUGUAUUGGACUCUUUUUUUGUCAUGCUGUUAACUGCAUCACCCACACACACACCUACUGCAUAUUUGUCCACUUAUCAUAGUUUGUCUGUCUCCGACCAGCUAGAUAAAUGAUUUGGAUCCAUGUCAGGCUCUGGUCGUGGCUGUACUGUAAGUCGGUUCGUGUUUGGCCAGACUGCAGGGAGAUAAAGAUGUAAUUAGCCAUUACCUGUGGCUGGCUAAGUGAAGGAGCCUGGGCUCCACCUGUCCCUUCUGCCAGCCAGUGAUGGCCCCCAUAAAUCAAGCUCAAUCCUGCCACUGACAGGAAUCCUCUUCAAGGACAAGCUCGCCGUGGUGCGCCGGUCCUCCCUUCAGUGUGUACCUGUGACAUGCAGACAUGGGCACUACAAACCCUCCAUGGCACAAUUAUCCAUCCACUGCCCCCGCACAGCACAAACAGUGGGAGGUAAGCCCAUAUUUCAAUACUGUGGCACUCGACUCUCCACUGAAACACUGUUCCACUCACAUGCAGCGACUAUAUGCAAAUAUGCCAUAACGAGCCUGCACGGAGAGACGAGUUUCCCCCGGCUGAACCCUGCGACCUUAAAGGGAAAUUACUCUGUAUUGAAUCAAUUGUCUGAAUGUGUUUUGUUUGAUUUUGUUUCAAACCAGCAAUAACCCCUAACUCUACUGUGCAAGAGGUAUCAGAUAUGGGUAAAGUUGUGGUGUAAUAUCUGAAAAAAAUCACAUUAACAAGGUAUAUCAAAUAGAUCUAUUGUUGUACUUUACUGUGUACAGUACUCUGAAAUGAUUGUGAAGCUCAGUUUAAAUGGCCCUUAAUCUAAAACAA